This is a messenger RNA of Cladocopium goreaui, 744 nucleotides long. The record is from the annotation of a GenBank genome assembly. Lineage: Eukaryota; Dinophyceae; Suessiales; Symbiodiniaceae.
AUGGCAGAUAUCAAGGAUAUCAAGGUUCCCAAGGGCGAUGUGCCCGAGGAUUUCUGCUGUGCAGCUUCCGGGCGACCCUUGUACUAUCCCGUAGUCACUGAUCAGGGUGUGGCCUAUUGCUAUUCCGUGCUCUUUGAGAUGUUCAUGUCAUCACCUAUGGGUGCACCCAAGUGUGUGGUGACGGGGGAGCCCAUCACCUUCUUUCCCAAUGUUUGCCCUGCACUGCACCAUUUUAUGCUGGAUGUCUACAAGAAGGAUCUCAAGGGCCGGAAACAAAUCGAGGAAACCAUCAUGGCCAGCCACGGGCUGAAGGUGCCAAGCAUCAUGGAUGCACCGGAUGAGGAUGGAGAUGAUGGAUUUAUGGAGGAGUUCACCUGUCCUGUCAGCAAAGCCUUGGCCUUCGAGCCCUGUUGCCUCAGCAGUGGCACCUUGGUGAGCGCACGGUCCAUCCCUCCGGGCGGUUUCAAGAAGGAUCCCAAUCGCCUGGUGGCAUGCGCACUGCAUGGGCAAGCACCCAAGAAAAGCAAUGUGCUGGAACUGAUGAUCAGGACAAAGUUCCCCUCUCAGUACAAGGCAUUGGAAUCCAAGCACGGCAGCCUUGAGCCGUCAUCGCAACCGACCUGCAGAGACUUUGGGGCGGAUGAGCACAUGCACUUGGGCCUAGGCUGGCUGGGCUGGAAACCAUGGUGCUUUUUGAAAGCUGGUUUUAAUGGAAUCUUUCAAAGACAUGGACGUUUAUGGUAG